Molecule: messenger RNA, 2304 nt
Organism: Panicum virgatum (switchgrass)
Lineage: Eukaryota; Viridiplantae; Streptophyta; Magnoliopsida; Poales; Poaceae
Product: zinc finger BED domain-containing protein RICESLEEPER 2-like
Exons: 2
Coding region: 67-2304 (745 amino acids)
Molecular function (GO): DNA binding; protein dimerization activity
Source: RefSeq, a predicted model, not a curated record
CGUCGCCAGUGCACCUGGUGCUCCAGCUACAAAGCUGUUGAGGAACCAGGUCACUGGCGCUUGAGCAUGGCCGGAUCUGACGAAGAGACGGUGGAGGUGGGCAUGAACGAGGAGCGGCGGUUGUGCGGCUUGGCCGGAGAUGACGACGAGGACAACAUGGACGAGGACCGCGCGGCCCUAUUCGGCGCAACCGCUGAUGAUGCUAUUCCCGUCGACGGCGACGGCGAACACGUUGAGGAACCACCUGCACCUGACGGUAACACCGCCAAGCGCCCACGCCCCUCUACCUCUCCUGUCUGGGCUGACUAUGAGAAACUAUUCAAGGAAAUCAAUGGUAAGACGGUCAGGUAUGGAGCUCGAUGCCUUCACUGCUCUAAGGUCUACUCUGCUUUCUCUAGUGGUGGCACUGGUCACUUGUCCCGGCACAUUUUAGUUUGCGUUAAGAAGCGUGAAAAGGAUCGCAUGUCUCAGUCUCAAAUCUCUUUUACUUCUGAUGGUAGUAUGCGUACUUGGGACUACUGUCCUAUGCGCGCUCGUACUGAACUUGUUCGAUUGAUUGCUAGACUAGAUGUUCCUAUCUCUCUUGGUGAAUCUGAGGCUUUUGUCGAGUACAUUAAAAAUGCUCACAAUCCUAAAUAUACUAAAGUGUCUAGGCAAACCACCUCUAGAGACAUACUAAAGUACUUCACUGAUUGCAAGGCUAAACUUGUUGAGACUUUUACUACUUCUAUUAACUGUGUGUGUCUAACCUCCGACAUUUGGUCUGGUAAUGCCAAAGAGGAUUACAUUAGUGUUGUUGCUCACUACAUAAACUCUGACUGGCAACUAGAGAAGAGGGUGCUUGGUCUGGUUCUUAUUGAUGUGUCCCACAAUGGACAAAAUAUUGCUGACCGUGUAGCAUCUGUUCUUGCUGAUUAUGGUUUGUCUGAAAAGGUGUUUGCUGUUACUUUGGACAAUGCAUCGUCUAAUGCAUCAGCCAUGCAUAAACUGAAACCUAUUCUGUCUAAAUACCUUGGUCUUGAAGUAAUUGAUGAAUCAGAGUAUGCAUCAUCUAGUUUAAACAAUGCAGUCAAUUCUAUAUUCUUGCAUCAGCGUUGUGCAUGUCAUAUUCUGAAUCUGAUUGUCAAGGAGGCACUAACUACUCUUAAGCCUUUGAUAGAAACAUUUAGAACUGCAAUAUCAUUUUUAAAUUCAUCUAAUCAGAUGAUUGCUGCAUAUAAAAGCUACUGCAUUGCAACUGGUGUUAGGCCUAGAAAGUUUCAACUGGACAUGGAGGUUAGGUGGAAUUCUACCUACCUAAUGCUUAAACAUCUGUUUCCUCAUAAGUCCCCUUUCACUACUUUCAUCCAAACUCAGUAUCCUAGGGAUGAAGGUGAGCCUUUGCUGUUAACUGAGGAUCAUUGGAUGAUGGCACAAAAAGUGCUAUCCUUUCUUGAGUUGUUUUAUGAUGCUACUGUCACAUUGUCUGGUGUGUACUAUCCUACAUCUCCACUUAUGAUUCAUUAUCUUGUUAAGAUUUCUCUGCACCUAAAAAACUAUGCUAAUGAUGUGCACAUCAGAUCUGUGGUGCAACCUAUGAUAGACAAAUAUAAUAAGUAUUGGAGGGACAUACCUUUGCUUUACUCUUUUGCAUUCAUCUUGGACCCCAGAGCUAAAAUGAAAGGUUUUACUAGGGUGCUAAGAAGGCUAGGUAAUCUCACCAGUACUGAUUAUUCUGCUUAUUUGGUUGGCACUAGAGCUAGACUUGCUGAUGUUUACAAUAAAUAUGAUGAGAAAUAUGGUGUUGUUAGGUUGAGGAGGACUGACCCUCCUGUCCUGUCUGGUAAGUCAAGAUCUACUUGGGAUGAAAUAUAUGAUGAUGAUGGUCCUGUUUUGGGUGGUGUUAUCUUGCCUGGUAAUCCUAACAUGUCUAGAGAUACAUCUGCAACUUCUCUACUGAAUGCAGUAAGGUCAUCAGCUUCUAAUGCUUCUGAACUUGUGUCCUACUUGGACUGUGACACUGUAAACCACCUAACUGAUGACUUUAACAUCUUGGACUGGUGGCAUCAACACAAACUUACAUAUCCAGUAUUGUCAAUCAUGGCUAAAAAUAUCUUAAUUGUUCCUAUGUCUACCAUAUCUUCAGAAUCCACUUUUAGUAUGACAGGCAGGAUUAUCGAGGAGCGGCGAAGGAGUUUGAAGCCUGAAAUGGUGGAGAUGCUGACCUGCAUCAAAGACUGGGAGGCUGCAGAAGCAAGACUGCAACAGAAUGUGGAGGACAAGGAGCUUGAGGAAGCUUUUGAAGAACUUUAUCUUGAUUCAUGA